GUCAGCAAAUUGUCAGCCCAUUGUUACACAGCACGAGGCCGGGUAUAUAUAAAAGGAGCGAGCGAGUGAGUGCGAGUACUUGAAGACAACAGGUGAUUGAGAUCGUAUCAAAGAAGCUAAGCAUGGAGUUCUUGAAAGUCCUCGUGGUUUUGUUAGUGGUAUUUCACGAUUCACUCUCGAAGCCUAUUGGUUCUGAAGAUGAGCUACGUGAGAUUGUCGGGCAACUAGAGGGACUCGUAUCAAGCUUACGACGGUAUGUAGUUUAUGGGGGUAAGCCCGAGUACUCGAUGAAUAGUAUCGAACCAUGGAGCGAGUCUACGCCAGAAUCUCCAAUCCCCGGUGCCAGAAUGUUGGGAAAGCUACUAAGGCCAUACUUCGGUAGUUUCCCAGAUGGACCAUACACAUCGGAAAUGACUUUAACACAACAUAAUAUUGUGACAAAGUUGAGCGCAUGGUACAGAACUGACCAAGUGAUGUUCAGAGAACGGGCUUUUGUCAUUAUUGCGGGAGAGCUCUUGAAUGCCCAUUUCCAGUGCGCAACUACAAAACUCAACCAAGUAGUUUUCUAUGUUUUCAAGCACAAAUUGCGUGAAAUGACCAACAAUGACCAGAACAUGAACAUUCGCGUGAGGGACAUUCUACAGAGAUGGGUAAUGGAUACGGCCACGGUGGAUAAUGUCGCCCAGGAAAUUGUUUUGACAGCGCAGAGACAUACCUACGGGGAGAUCAUUGAUCAUAUUGUUUAUUUCCAACUGGAAGAUAUCGUGGAAUUCCUUGGGAAAAUGAAAAUGUUCAUGUGGAAGGCUGACCAGAAUAAAUGGUCUCCAGUCAUUUUCGAUGAGAAACUAAAUCAACUUUUGACAGACAAUGACUUUGUCUUUAAAUGUCCGAGCAUGAACGAUCUACGGCGGUUCCACCAAGAAAUUGCUAGCCGCUUUCAUGAAAGGACUCGUGUUAUCAAACCCUUAACGGAGAUGGAGGCCUGGCUGAGGAAAACCCUACCUACCUACAUGACUACAGACGCCACCCCCGCCAUUACUGCCAUCAUUCAACUGUGCACGGACUACGUCAAAUCGGCCAUGUUCCGCUUCAAGGAGGUGGAGAACCACGUGACCACCGGAAAACCGGUUGACAUCACAAACUUCAUGUCUAGAUAUCUUGCACCACAUCAACUCAAAUAUAUGCAGUCCAUCUUUGAAUUCCUUAAUACUGGAAAUACAAACAAUGGCAUCAAAAUGGAAGAAUUUGGAAAUCUCCGGCAAUCCAACAGAUGCACAGAAUUAAACGGAAAAUGUGAAUAGACUCUGGGACAUCGACAAGUGAUGAAAUACACAAACCGUGUGAAAAAUAAUGAACUAUUUUGUAGUGCUUUCAAAAACUUGAUUUCAAAAAUAAAGUUUAAAAAUGCCAAA
Ostrea edulis (European flat oyster) is the source of this 1412-nucleotide messenger RNA. RefSeq lists its product as uncharacterized. The record is from RefSeq and is a predicted model, not a curated record. Lineage: Eukaryota; Metazoa; Mollusca; Bivalvia; Ostreida; Ostreidae. The coding region runs from base 123 to 1301 and encodes 392 amino acids. The transcript is spliced from 7 exons.